Messenger RNA from Closterium sp. Naga37s-1, 714 nucleotides. The record is from the annotation of a GenBank genome assembly. Lineage: Eukaryota; Viridiplantae; Streptophyta; Zygnematophyceae; Desmidiales; Closteriaceae.
AUGGCUGCCCUGCGCUGUCGUUCCGCCGUUUCUCGCGGCGUGUGUGCAUCCGCGUCGCUCUUCGAUUCACAGCUUUCGCAGCGCAUCGUGAGCAUUCUCGGUUCCUCGUCCGAUCUUCCGCUCUCCGUCUCCUCGCCUCAUUCCGAGCCGCUGCGUGUGACUGGUCCUGCUGCUGGGCUUUCGCGCUUCCAUUCUUCUUCAUUUGUCGGCGCAGAUCCCAACGCAGGCUCAACCCCCUCGUCGCCAGCCGUCGCAGGCGACGUCGCACAGUCACCACUUCUGCCGCGUCUGCGAUCAUGGUUCGCAGCGCCCGACCUCACUCCGCCGCCCUUCGUGGGGCCUACGGGCGGAUCUGAGGCGGGGAGCGGAGCAGACGGGGAGGCCCGGGGGGACGCGCAAGGGCGAGGGGAAGCGCGGAUGCACGGAGAGGGCGCGCGAGGCUAUGGGGAUCAGCGGGUGUACGGGCGGGACCCGCGGGGGUUUGGGCGGAACUUCCGCCCGCGCCCGCCUGUGGCGCGGCCGAAGCUGGAUCUUCUGGAUAAGUACGUGCACCCAUCACUACUGUCAGCAGAGGAGCGGCGGGAGGAGGAGCUGCAGGGAGUGAAGGAGCGGUUCAGAGUGCACGAGGGGGACACAGGGUCCAGUGAAGUGCAGAUUGCUCUCCUCACCUCGCGCAUUGCCUACAUGGCCCAGCACCUCCAAACACACAAGAAG